GACAGCUAAUUUCAAUCAGCUAUCGGUGUGGAUUUUCGUACGACAUCUUGGCACGACAUUAGAGUAUUUGGUUAUUUUGCUAAAUACAUAAAUUUAUUCAAAUUAUAUAUAAAAAAAUUGCAAAAUGACUCAAGCGUGGAGAGCAGCUGGUUUAACCUACAUUCAAUAUUCUAAUAUUUGUGCCCGCGUUGUACGUGAAGCCCUCAAAACCGAAUUGCGUGCUGAAGCAGCCAAAAGGAACGAAAGCCAUGUUAAAUUCACACCUUGGCUCAAUGGUAAACCAGCACAUGAGAAGUAGUUAAUUUAUAUAUUCUACAUAAACUUCAGUGGGACUCGUUCGCAAUCCAGUGCUUAAAUUUGGCUUUAUGAUUAUAAUCAAUAAUAUUCAUAAUUUUAAAUACCUUUCAAAUAGAUUUAAAAUAAAAUGAAUUAAACCAAACAAU
This is a messenger RNA of Teleopsis dalmanni, 443 nucleotides long. RefSeq names its product protein stunted-like. Gene Ontology annotation, molecular function: proton-transporting ATP synthase activity, rotational mechanism. Lineage: Eukaryota; Metazoa; Arthropoda; Insecta; Diptera; Diopsidae. The record is from RefSeq and is a predicted model, not a curated record. Gene Ontology annotation, biological process: proton motive force-driven mitochondrial ATP synthesis. Gene Ontology annotation, cellular component: mitochondrial inner membrane. The transcript has 4 exons. Bases 125 to 298 code for a protein of 57 amino acids.